AUGGCCGCUGCCGUCCGGUCCGUGUGGGCGGACAACUUCGCCGCCGAGUCGGCCAUCCUCCGCGCCGUCGCGCCAUGCGCCGUCUACGCCGCCAUUAACGUCCAGUAUCCAGGCUGCGUCGUUUCCGCCGCUGGCGGCGCCGGCGACCACCGCUGCUACUACGACCUCACCGCCGAGGAGCGGUACCAGGUGGUGAGGGCGAACGCGGACGAGCUCAAGCCCCUCCAGCUCGGCCUCGCCGUGCGCACCGCCGACGGCGGCCGCUUCGCCUGGGAGUUCAACCUGAACGAGUUCGACCUCGCCGCCGACGGCGACAUGUGCGAGCCGGGCUCCGUCGACUACCUCCGCCACCGCGGCAUGGACUUCAACGCCCUCCCAUGGUCGGGCGUCGGCGCCGCCAGCCUCGGCCGCCUGCUCUGGAGCUCCGGCCUCCUCGCCGCGCGGCCGUCGUGGGCCACCUUCGCCGGGGCCUACCACGUCGCCUACUUCGCCAGGAUCUUGAUGUUGCUGGCCGGGGAGCUCAGGGGCCCGCUCGCCGACGUUGCGAGGCAGCUCGGCGCCGCUGUCCCAGCCGACGCGGCCGCCGCGGGGCUCGCCGGCGCCGGCGCCCUCAUGGCGCUGCAGGCUUUCGAAGCCCUGAGGGAGCAAUGCCGCGGCGUGAUGCCUCAUCGUGGAUUGCUAUGUGGGAUUCAAGCAAGCUAG
Oryza sativa Japonica Group (Japanese rice) is the source of this 702-nucleotide messenger RNA. The record is from RefSeq and is a predicted model, not a curated record. Lineage: Eukaryota; Viridiplantae; Streptophyta; Magnoliopsida; Poales; Poaceae.